GGAGGAGCGCCGCACCCCUGAAAGGUCAUCUCGAACUUUCACUUCGUCACCACAAGUCUUCUGCUGUGCUUGAGAUUAUUUUAUUCAUCUUUCAGUAUAUUCAAUCGAUACCCCAGCCAAUAACUGUUGAUUUACAAUUUAGUUCAAGAGAGAAAAUAGCGAUCUGCUUACUUCUCUUACUCUAUCUCCAGAGCACAACACAACCUCAUGUCGGCACAGAUGUUUGACCAAGCAGACGACGAGGAUCUCUUUACUGAUCUCUACGGUGACGAAUCACCGGCAAUCAAAGAGCUGCCCAACAGAAGAGAGCAGUCCUCAACUACAAAAACCACACCACAGCAACCUUCGCAAACAAAUCAGACCUCAUACGGUCAAAGCUCACAAGAUUCGCCACAGCCAUACAAUGACUACAGCAACAGCAAUAACAAUAACAAUAAUUCAUGGCAAACGGAGGCGUCAAGACCGCAGCAGUCUCAGUCGGCUGGGGCUGACAACGACAGUGGAUCCAGUGAUGACGGAAAAAUGUUUAUUGGUGGUUUAAACUGGGACACCACUGACGAAACUCUUAUGCGAUACUUUUCGCAAUAUGGUCCAGUUCUCGAAUGCCAGGUCAUGCGGGACCCCGCUACCGGCCGAUCGCGCGGCUUUGCGUUUUUAACAUUCAAAGACUCGAAAUGCGUGAAUUCCGUUAUGGUGAAAGAGCAUGUGCUUGAUGGGAAAAUCAUUGACCCAAAGCGCGCGAUCCCGAAAGACGAGCAGGAAAAAACAUCAAAGAUCUUUGUAGGCGGCGUCGCGCCCGGUGUCACUGAGCCUGAAUUCCGCCAAACGUUCUCUCAGUUCGGUAGAGUGAUUGACGCCAGUUUGAUGGUCGACAAAGAUACAGGCCGGUCUCGUGGAUUUGGAUUUAUCACGUUUGACGGCGAAGCCGCGGUCGACAACACUCUGGCCCACUGCCCGCUCGUGAUUGGUGGCAAGAUGGUCGAGGUUAAGAAAGCGCAGCCAAAGGGAGUCGUCAACAAGGAGAGAUUCGAUGACGACAAGAUGGAUAUGGGCGGGCGACAGCAGCAGUUUAUGAAGUACGAUGGCCGGGAAUACGGUGGAGAUGGUAUGGCAGAGGGGAUGGGUACAGAUUAUAACAGCGCAGAGUCGUAUCCUAAUGGUAUGACUCCGUCUAUGUUGGCACAGUAUUGGUACCGUACUCAGCUCUACUUGAAUGCGCUUGAAAAGAUUCAGACAAAUGGCUAUGAAGCAUCUGCCAUGGCGUAUGCUUAUCAACAGCAGCAACAGCAGCAACAGAAUGAGACGUCAGAGGAAGCUGGAAGUGGCAGCCCUACACAAAAUGCUGGCAGCUCACAAACACCCGAACCAUCAGAUCGAAGACAGAUGCUUCCCGCUGGACCUCAAGGAGGAGCCGGGAUCCCGACAGGCCCGUCCCAGUCGGCUGGCAAACCAAUCCCGUCAGGACCAUCUGGGAUCCCCAAAGGUCCAUCAUCCAUCAUUCCAAAGGGACCAGCCACCAUGGCAAAGAAUUUACCACCCGGAAUACCCACCGGUCCAACUAUUAUGGCCCAGCGUGAGCGCCACAACACGCCUGGGUCCGUGGGCAGUCCUCAGAACUCUGAUAUUGCCAACGAUCUUCCUAUAAAACCGCCGAGCGGCCCAAAAGCCCUUCGGAAUCAGCAAUUCGCAGCACCUACUGGGCCGCGGCAGAAUGUUCCUUUUAUACGUGGCAGAGGACGGGGUGGGUAUGGACGCGGAGGCGGGUAUCAUCCCUACUCACGGUGAAUGAUGUAUUAUUUAUCAACAAAUUAAUAUAAUAUAUUUAACAAAGAAAACA
This is a messenger RNA of Myxozyma melibiosi, 1837 nucleotides long. RefSeq lists its product as uncharacterized. The record is from RefSeq and is a predicted model, not a curated record. NCBI's taxonomy places the organism in Eukaryota, Fungi, Ascomycota, Lipomycetes, Lipomycetales, Lipomycetaceae. Gene Ontology annotation, cellular component: nucleoplasm; chromatin. The transcript has 6 exons. Gene Ontology annotation, biological process: regulation of gene expression. The coding region runs from base 208 to 1785 and encodes 525 amino acids. Gene Ontology annotation, molecular function: RNA binding.